AUUCUUGGGGAGUGAAGCAGUGAGACAGAGGAGAGUGCAGAGAGCAGUCAGAGCCAGAGACAGAGUCACUUUAGUUAUCCAUUGUAACUUCUCUUUAAAAAACUUUUUCUUCUCGCAAAGGAGAAUGUCGGUGUUUGCGCACACACUGUUCAGCUUGCUUGUGGUGCUGUGCAGCUUCAGACUCAAUGAUGUGGCUGAGGCUUGCUCCUGUGCCUUGUCACAUCCCCAGGAUGCCUACUGCAAUUCCGACAUAGUGAUCAGAGCCAAGGUGGUUGGGAAGAAGCUGCUGAAGGACGGCCCAUUUGGAACAAUGCGCUACACUGUCAAACAGAUGAAAAUGUACAAGGGGUUUAAUAAGAUGCAGCAUGUUCAGCACAUCUACACCGACGCGUCUGAGAGCCUGUGCGGCGUGAAAUUCGAGGUGAACAAGUACCAGUACCUCAUCACAGGCAGAGUGUUCGAUGGGAAGGUGUACACUGGGCUGUGCAACUUCAAUGAGAAGUGGGAGAGGCUGACACUGUCUCAGAGGAAAGGCCUGAACCACCGCUACCAGCUGGGCUGCAACUGCAGGAUUAAACCCUGCCAUUACCUGCCCUGCUUCGUGACCUCCAAGAAUGAGUGCUUAUGGACGGAUAUGCUGUCAUACAUUGGUUACCCUGGGCACCAGUCCAGGCACUAUGCUUGUAUCCAGCAGAAAGAGGGGUACUGCAGCUGGUACAGAGGAUGGGCACCCCCCGACAAAACCAUCAUCAACACCACUGACCCCUGAGUGACCCCCAACGCACACACAGACGGGGAGGGGGGUGGGGGUGGGACAAGGGAGCGGGGUCGAUGGGACUCUUACUCCAGUGUGACAAUGCAGUGACACAUUUUGGUGCCUGUUGUUUCCUUGCAGAAUUAGCACUUCAAUUAUAUCUCUGCCAUGCUGUAAUUAUUUUAUUUUCGUCAGAUUUUAUAUUUGCUCUGCAACAGUGGUCUUCAACCUCCUUUUUGUUUGGUUUAAUUCACGCGAGAACAUUUUAUUCUAAAACAAUCAAAAGCAAUAUUCAAAAAGUUUAUUAAAAAAUAAAAGAAACAUUUUUGGCUGAUUACUCUGAUAAUGGUAUCAGCCAAAAUGUUAGUCUACUUUAUUUUAGUGUUUACCUUUUUGAUAUCUGAAGCUGGUCUUAACUUUUUUUUUUGGAUAACAUCAUUAACAAUUUGGAUGGUUAAAUGUAUGUUCAUACUGAUCUGAUAAACCUCACUAUGAUUUUUUUUGCAAGAAACAAAGUGUUUGUCAACUUUAAAGUACAACCCUUAUAAAAGUUUCCCCAUGUAAAAGCAUAGUGAAAGCAUGGUAAAGCAUAUGAUAAACAAUAUUAAUAAACAUGGCACACCAGGGUAAACUAAGGUAAAUGCAUUGUAUAAUCAGAAUGGUUAAACUGCAAAAAUAUUGUGGUAAACCUUUAUAAGGGACUAGACAAUGCCUUGAACCUGUUUUUACAAAGGUUGAAGUCCACUGUUUCACAUCACCCAUUUGUGUCAGACAAAAAAAAGAAAAAAAAAGCUAUUUAAGAAGUUAUUGAACAAUGAUGUUAUCUGCAGUUUAUAGAGAUUUUGUUUUAUAUAUAUUUUAUUAAAUAACUGUAUCUGGUAAUGCAUUUCUAUUUAUUACUGUUCCCCUUUAUUUUCUGUACCAUGCACAAUGUGUGCUGGACAGCUCCUUUUUAGAAUAGUUGUUAAAACAAAAUGUAUUUUGAACUGAACUGAACUGACAAGCAAAAACUAGCCUUCAAUGUAACACCCCAGCAAAGCAUCUUAUAGGUUAGAAAUAGGUAUCAAGCCUGGUUUAUUGUGUGUGUGUGUGUGAGAGUAUAUAUAUAUAUAUAUAUAUAUAUAUAUAUAUAUAUAUAUAUAUAUAUAUAUAUAUAUAUAUAUAUAUAUAAUGACAUAAGCUAAGUACAACAGGGCAUGAAAUAAAUUAAUCAACCUCUAUUCCCUCAUUUGAUUUUCUUUCAGUAAAAAGCAACUUUGCUACGCGUAUCACAAUAUGACAGCUUAUUAGAAAGCUGUAACAAAACUCAUGACAAUAUUCACAAUUUUUUUUUUAAUUAAGAAAAAAAAGUAACAUGAUUAACACGCAAGUUACACAUUUGUAAAUGUCCAAAAAAGCUAAGCCCACACAGAUUUCUCCUUUUCCUUUUUACUAAUUAUAUAUGGUACUUGAUUUUACUUCAUGCCUUGGGUACUACAGAAAUGACAUUUUGAAUGCUUUAGACUGUCAACUGGUGGAUUUUGAUAAAAUAAAACUCAAAAUAGUUUUUAGCAUUAAAUGAUUCUGACAAAAUGGGUGCAAAUAAUAUAUUGUCACUUACCACAUUUUUUUAUUUUUUAUUUGUAUUUGUUUUGCCUCUGUAUAUUUUUUUGGGCAUCUAAUAUAAUCUUGAGUUCAUUCCUUUUGAAACAGAGUUGCCACAGUACGGGAAAAAGCAAUAGGCAACAUUGAUUAAAUUAAAAAAAAAAACACAAAAAAACGAACUAACUGAAAGCUCCUCCACAAAUACUACAGAGAUCACAGGGUCGACUGCCAUGAUCUUAACCCUUAUUAGCAUUUCAGAAUGUAAGAAAAGCACAGGCGAUGUAUAGACCUGCCUUGGUUUAGAUCAUUGGAACAAUGUGACCAUCCGAACCCCAAAGACCAGGCUGACUGGCUUACAAAUUAAAAGAGAACUAGUCUGGGUUGUAUUUGACAGAGCUAGACAGAGCGACUUUUCUAAUGAGUGCACUUGCAUACAUUUCCAUCACAGAUCUUUCUAUAGUCUUUGAAACAUUUUGUGAUGAAGACUCACAAACGCUGCUCUGCAUUAACAAAGCAAUAUUACAGAACAUGUUGGAAGUGAGCUCUUGCAUUGGCCUGCCAGGGCAGUAGGUAAGCAGUCUAAAGCAUAGACAGGUAUGGUAAAGCAUAGUAACAAAACAUUGCAAACCAAGGUAAAGUAUGAUAAAUGCAUAUUAUAACCAUGGGAAAUCUGCAGAAUUAUCGUGCAAAUUUACUGGGGUAAAAAGAAAGAAAUGUGUGAUUGUCUUUUAAUCUCUUUGUUUUAUAUUUUUAUAAUAAAGAUACAAUUUUUAAAAAAAUUCUAGAACUUUACAAAGUGUGGUGUGCAGCUGUUGUACAGAGUGAUUGUUUAUAAGCUUUGUAGAAAUCAGGCUGGCAAAAAAGGUGCUGCUUUUACACAUCAUUUUAAGAACCGAGGAACUGAAUUAUCAGCAGCACAGUACAGUAUGUAUGUGUGGAAAGCAUCCCAUUAUAUAAUGAGCAUCAAAAGAAACCUAUCACUUAUAUUUGAGCAUCAAAAUACACAUAUCACUUAUAUUUGAGCAUCAAAAGAAACAUAUCACUUAUAUUUGGAUAGAAUUCACUAGAUGAAAUUGCUGGCUGUGAGCACCCAAGAUGGUGAGCCACAGUAUGCUGCCCUAGUCCAGCCUCCAACAUGUCGAUUGCACGAAGGCGCUGCUCUCUUGACAGACGUGGCAUAUUGUUUUUUUUUGUGAUUUUCUUUAUUGCUUUUAUUCAAGCUUGCAAUUCAACAGCUGAAAUCACUCCAUACCCAGUGUACAAUCAACUGUCUCACUAAUUAAGUGAUUAAGUGCAUGUGCUUCAGUCAUACAUGUCUAUGCUCGGUAUAUAAUUAAAUCCAACACAAAGUGUUGCACAAACAGAUUCCAGGCUGCAUUGUUUUUCUUGUCCUAAAGUAACAUGCAGAGGCAAUAGAAUGUCCACACAGUUGUAUCGAUUAUCUGAAAAUCAGCUGCAGUCUCACUGCAUCCUGCAUGGUUCAUGUAUAGAAGAAUAAGUUACAAUCCGAAAUAUCUACAGAUUGAUUGUAGUUGAGUGAUAAAGUUCCUGAAAGGACUCCAUCAAAAAUGAAGUGUUUUACAGAUACAUUUGCCUUGUUUCAAUCAAUGUUAUCACAGGAGUCUGACUUCAAUCAAAGCGUAUGGCGCUGCCAUAGCUAUACCUAAUGACUGUUAUGGCGAUGCCGUCAUUUUGAUUUAAUCCAGAUUAGGUUGUGUAGAGGUUACUAUCACUCAUUUAAAUGAAGCAUCUUCAUAGACACCCCUGUGAGAGUCACUUGGUUUACUUGUAAACGGCUGCUACCCACUACUCCCUGUGGCUCUUAUUAGUUUCUACUAGCACUGACCAUGUAUUAUGAGAAUGUAUCCGAUGCUAAACUGGCAGCACUGUUUAAAGUUUCUUCCACGUCAUUUAUGAAUUUUUAUUCUGUAGAUGUAUUUUGUCUUUGAGGUAACAAUUUCUACACUUUUUACAGUGUCUUUAUUCUGAACAAUAAAGUUCUCAUCACAAAAUUAA
Molecule: messenger RNA, 4354 nt
Organism: Acipenser ruthenus (sterlet)
Lineage: Eukaryota; Metazoa; Chordata; Actinopteri; Acipenseriformes; Acipenseridae
Product: metalloproteinase inhibitor 3-like
Exons: 5
Coding region: 125-769 (214 amino acids)
Biological process (GO): negative regulation of membrane protein ectodomain proteolysis; negative regulation of endopeptidase activity
Cellular component (GO): extracellular matrix
Molecular function (GO): metalloendopeptidase inhibitor activity; protease binding
Source: RefSeq, a predicted model, not a curated record